ACUAAAAUAAUAAACGAAAAUAAUAAUAUAUACAGUUAUUGUACAAUAUUAUGAUCUGUUAUAAUCUUUUUAAGAAAACAUAGUUGUUUUUCAAAAGUAUUACGUAUGUGCUUUUUUAUAUUAGUUGAAAGAAGAAGAGGUGAGUAGCCGCGCAUUUUAUUCGCGAGACCGGUCGGAUGCUAAAUGGAGACGAAUCGAGAUAGCGUAUAAAGCAUGCGCACACCGCUGCACUCCGGUUCGUUCCGUUUUGUUCCCAUAAAUAUAAAAUGCAAUUAAUUCAGUGCAAGGCAGCAUGCGAGACAAAAAAUACCGGAAAUCAAUCAAUUAAUUUAUUAUUAUAAAUAUUAGUCACUCGUACAAAGUCUCUGACGUACUCUAGUUACCGAUGCAUCCGACGUUCACUCUCUGACCUUGUGUGCCGCGAACAAUAACGAAGCGCUCUCGCGUUAUAGCUCUCGACGCUUAAUAAAUCCGCAGUGACUCCAUCGUUGAUCAGAUUUCCACGAUAGACGAAUCGUGUCAUUUCGCCUCGCGUGCACCGACAGCACGAACGACCAAUGCGUUCCACCUGCAUUCCUAAUACCUCAAUAACUCACGAACGGGUAUCGCGCGGAAUUUUCGAAAGUUCUGCACAUUAUAAAAAUUCAGCGAAUUGGCUUGAACUGGCGUGCAAAGGCGUUUGUGCAUCUCGUUACGCGCGCGAAAUCGCUCGCUUUGGCCAUCGAGGAAGCGAAGGCAGAAUUGAAGAAACUCGACGAAUAUUCGAAAAGCAUCGCAUUCGCGAUACAUUGCUGUCGACGGCGAAAAAAAUCUUGUGACAGACCAUUGGAUCGUAACGAAAGAAACUAUCUAAAUUACGGAAUAAUUUAAUCAAACAAGGUCGAAGUUAUGCUCAAUGCUAAUGGGGUGAACGACUACAAAAAGUCGGAUGUUUUAUGGCAGAAAAUUCAUACUGAUCAAAAUGAACACCUGUGUAUUUACGGAUUCAAGAAAAGUUCGCUAAGAAUCACUUUGACAUACGUAUCAUACGUAUUGUCUAUCGGAUUAGUUCGGCUAUUAUUUCAUUGGUAUCCUCGACUACACCUGUAUGCGACUCAUCGAAAAUGUGCUUUAAAUUGCGCGACAAAAAUACUCGUAAUAGAUGAUUAUCAAGGAUAUAAGUCGUAUUUUGUGCGAGAUGUCAGAAAGAUUUCUACCAAAGAUACAAGUGAGAAAAGUUUGUUGGCCACUUUGGGUACCGUUGACCAAGAUCUCUUAGAGAAAAUCAAGGACAAAGAAUUGAAAAUUAAUUUAGAGAACGGCACGCUUUGCGAGGUUCACGAAUACAAGGCUUUUUGGUGUAAAAAGAAAUGUUACAUUUGGGAUACCACGAAAAAUAUGUUCUCGAAGCUCGUAGGACUUGAGAAUGGUACAAUGUGUUCCGAUCUCUACCUUUUGCGCGCUAACGGCUUAUCUAAGGAAGAACAAUUACUUAGGCGCAUCGUCUAUGGAAAUAAUGACAUAGUAGUUCCGCUUCAGAGUAUCGGCGUACUACUAUUGUUGGAAGUUUUAAAUCCCUUCUACAUUUUUCAAGUAUUUUCCAUGUCCGUAUGGCUCGCGGAGGAUUAUUUUUAUUACAUUAUAGCUCUAGGGUUAAUGUCGCUGUUUGGAAUAAUAAGCUCUAUAGUGCAAACGCGUAAGAACCAAAUAAAUCUACAUGGUACCGUUGCAUCGUCAGAAAAUGUACGUGUACUACGCGACACUGGUAUUUUCGAGAAUAUUUCUAGUAAGGAAUUGGUACCUGGUGAUCUUAUAGAAUUACCGAAUCAUCAAGCGAUUCUUAUGUGCGACGCGGUUCUAUUAACUGGGCAGUGUAUAUUAAACGAAUCAAUGUUAACAGGCGAGUCUGUGCCAGUAACGAAAACAUCCUUACCAUUACACCAUACAUUGUACAACGCUAGAGAGCAUACGUAUCACACGUUGUACAGCGGUACUACUAUAAUACAAACUAAAUAUCACAAAGAUCAACCAGUUCUCGCGAGAGUAAUCAGAACUGGUUUUUUAACUAAUAAAGGUGCUCUGAUCGCCGCUAUAUUACAUCCACCUCCAGCGGAUUUCAAAUUUGAUAAAGAUUCAUAUAAAUUUAUUGGCAUUUUGGCAUUCAUCGCAUUUUGUGGCUGUAUAUAUACUGUAAUAACAAAGGCGUCGAGAGGAAUUUUAGCUGACGAUGUAGCGAUAAAAGCAUUAGACAUAAUUACGAUAGUCGUACCAUCAGCAUUACCGGCCGCGAUGAUCGUAGGAAAGUUAUAUGCUCAAGUGAGACUGAAAUAUGAGCAAAUCUAUUGUAUUAAUAACAGGAUCAUAAAUGUUUCCGGUAGCAUAAAUUGCGUAUGUUUCGAUAAGACGGGAACAUUGACCGAGGAUGGAAUGGACAUGUGGGGCAUUGUACCGUGUACAAAUGGCAUUUUUGCCGAGGCCGAGACAGAUAUAUCCAAGCUCAAAGAUCAUCCUCUUUUCGAAGGGAUGCUAGUUUGUCACAAUUUAACACUUAUCGAUGGAGAACUUUGUGGAGAUCCUUUGGACGCAAAGAUGUUUGAAAGUACCAAAUGGAUAUUGAAGGAUUCGGAUUACACGCACGUGGAUAAAUAUAAUUCGAUGGCACCGAUUGUCGUGAGGCCACCGGAGAGCACAAGCUCGACGAAAAAUCUGAAUGAAAUCACGGAGAUUAGUAUAAUACAACAAUAUCAGUUCUCAAGUGAUUUACAACGAAUGUCCGUGAUCGUGCGCGCAGCGGGAACAGAUAAUUUCAGAGCUUACACGAAGGGCUCUCCCGAGAUGAUAAUCAAACUAAGUAAAACGGAAACUGUACCGAAGAACAUCAUGUCCGUUUUGGAGCAAUUUACGAGACAGGGAUUUCGCGUGAUAGCUAUGGGCCGUAGAGCGACAAUCUCCAAAAGUAGUGCAGAGAGUGCGUACUUAUGUUCGUCGAUAUCGAAAUUGUCUCGAGAAGCGGUGGAACGGGACUUGGAAUUCUUGGGACUAGUCAUUUUGGAAAAUCGGUUGAAAAAACCAACGACACGAGUGAUUACGGAACUAAGAGAAGCCAACAUACGCGUACUGAUGAUUACAGGAGAUAAUAUUCAAACCGCGGUGAGCGUCGCGAGAGAAUGUGGAAUAAUUUCGGUCAAAGAAUACAUUGUUGACAUAACUGUAGCCUCGAACAAAGAAAAGGAUCGUCCAGAGAUCAUUUUCAACGUGCAGUCUCGCUCUCCAAGAUUGAGCUCGCCAGAUCAAGACUACGUGAUGUCAUCAAAUGUGAUCAAAGAUAUAGAAUGCGGUAUAGCCGAUUGCAAUUAUAGAUUCGCCUUGACGGGCCAAACGUGGCAAGCGAUGCGAAAGUAUUAUCCCGAACUUGUAGACCGCGUUUGCGUACGUAGUGCGAUAUUCGCCAGAAUGAGCAGCGAUCAGAAGCAACAAUUGGUCGUGGAGCUAAUGCAACUCGGUUAUUACGUAGCCAUGUGUGGUGACGGUACUAACGAUUGCGGAGCGUUAAGGGCCGCGCACGUCGGUAUAUCGCUAUCCAAAGCAGAAGCCAGCGUGGCCAGUCCGUUCACCUCGAGAGUACCCGACAUAAGCUGCGUCCCAAAAGUAAUAAGGGAAGGACGCGCCGCUUUAGUUACGUCGUUUGGGAUCUUUAAAUUAAUGAUCGCGUAUUCCCUUACCGAAUUCUUUUCCGUCAUAAUACUGUACUCCAUAGAUUCGAACUUGACGGAUCUACAAUUUCUGUUUAUCGAUAUCUGUUUAUGUCUCAACUUUGUCUUUUUCUUCUCCAAGACUCGCGCGUCUAAGAAAAAAUUAUCCAAGAAAGCACCGAUGACGAGUAUGCUAAGCUUCACUCCACUUUUAUCUCUAACAGUGUACAUGUUCGUGACGAUCGUUUUUCAAGAAAUAGUAUACCACGGCGUUCGGCAAUUCUCAUGGUUCACCCCGUUCGUUCCUACCAGCAACACUGGAUACACGUGUUACGAAAACUAUUCGGUCUUCUGCCUCUCCAUGUUUCAAUACAUCACGACGGCGAUUGUAUUUUCACGCGGGAAGCCUUACAGACGUGCGAUCUACACGAACGGCGCAUUUUUGUUCUCCAUACUGGUAUCAACGGCCAUAUGCAUAUACAUUACGGUUUAUCCCGCAAAUUGGAUAAUAAACGCGCUGGAGUUGGUUUUACCACCCGUUUACGACUGGAGACUCAUUAUCCUAGCGCUCGCUCUAGCCAACUUUUUUAUUUCUCUUUUCAUCGAAGGCUUCGUAAUAGAGCGCGUCAUUGAAAAUAUCUUGAAGAGAAAACUAUACAAGCCGGAAAAAUCCAAGAAACGAUACCUAAAGAUAGAAUACGAAUUGAAGAACUGUGAAAAUUGGCCGAAAUUCAAGAAACUGCCAAUAUUAUCUAGCCUGCGGAAAGAAGAUGGCUCGCAAAAUAUCGCCAGUAUUACGCACUGUAACAGAUACAGUCAGAUUGACGUUUCGAACAAUCAAACGAUGAAUGAUUUUAGCUACUCAAGCAAGUUACUGAGAGAACGGACCAACAAAGAAAAUGGAUUUGAAAAUUUUGGCUUUGCAAAUGAUCAAGUAUAAUGCCGAAAUGUAUUAUAGAAAUAUUCAUAAUAAUCGUUUCAAAUAAGCCAGAUGUAAUGACUUGAUAUUGGCAUGACAUCAGAGAUGUUCCGGAAAAGAAGUGCAUCAGUGUUUUAUAGAAAAAAAGACCGGAUACACAACAAUAAUUAAACUCAAUUUUAAUUUACUAUUUAAAUGUUUUAGAUACGCAAUAUAGGUCUUUGUAGAUUUAAGAAUAAAUAGCACGUUACGGCUAAACGACAAUGUAAACUACUUAUACUUUGUAAAUGUGAAUUUGACAAAGUUCAAAUUCUAUUCUAAACAUUCUUUCAAUUUUUUAUGUCAAGUAUUUCGAUAAACAAUUGAAACGUGCCCAUUUUUACGAAUGUUCUAAUUUUUCCAAAGAAAAGUCUCUAGUUCAGAGAUUCAAAAAAAUUAUGAAAUUUUAAUAAUACGUAUGAAAUGCCGCUUCCUGGUAUGUAAUAAAUUUAUUAUUUAAGUAUCGUCCA
Messenger RNA from Solenopsis invicta (red fire ant), 5099 nucleotides. RefSeq names its product probable cation-transporting ATPase 13A3. Gene Ontology annotation, biological process: intracellular calcium ion homeostasis; polyamine transmembrane transport. The transcript has 18 exons. Bases 889 to 4611 code for a protein of 1240 amino acids. The record is from RefSeq and is a predicted model, not a curated record. Gene Ontology annotation, molecular function: ATP binding; P-type transmembrane transporter activity; polyamine transmembrane transporter activity. Lineage: Eukaryota; Metazoa; Arthropoda; Insecta; Hymenoptera; Formicidae. Gene Ontology annotation, cellular component: membrane.